UUCCCCCCGAAUCCUCGCUCCAUCUCUCCCGUGAACCUCACAGCUCCCAAUCCCUCACUUAUAAACCCCACAUUUACCCAAUUUCUCUGCAAAAAUCCCCGAUGAAGCCCAACCUCUUCCUUCUCCUCCUCCUCCUCUCGCCGGCGGCGAUAUCCGGCGGCCAGAACUACGCCGACGCGCUAGCCAAGUCGAUCCUCUUCUUCGAAGGGCAGCGAUCUGGCCGGCUCCCUCCGGAUCAGAGGGUCAGGUGGCGGGGAGACUCGGCGGCAUCCGACGGCUGGGAAGCGGGGGUCGAUCUGGAAGGCGGAUACUAUGAUGCCGGAGAUAAUGUGAAGUUCGGAUUCCCGAUGGCGUUCAGCACGACAAUGCUGGCCUGGAGCGUCGUCGAGUUCGGCGAAUUGAUGCCCUCCGACGAGCUCGCGAAUGCCGCCGCCGCCGUCCGGUGGGCCUCUGAUUAUUUGCUGAAGACCAUCGCUUACCCCGAUCGUGUGUACAUUCAGGUUGGCGACCCGAUAAGGGAUCACAAUUGCUGGGAGAGACCGGAGGACAUGGAUACUGCACGGACGGUGUACAGCGUGAGCUCCGAGAAACCGGGGUCGGAUGUCGCCGGAGAGACGGCGGCGGCUUUAUCGGCGGCGUAUCAGGAUGAGCUGCUAUGGGGAGCUGCAUGGCUACGAAGAGCCUCUCAGAACGACUCUUUCCUCAACUACAUUCAAAACAACGGCAAAACUCUUGGAGCUGAAGACAACAUAAAUGAAUUUGGAUGGGACAACAAGCAUGCAGGCCUCAAUGUUCUGGUCUCUAAG
Molecule: messenger RNA, 806 nt
Organism: Phalaenopsis equestris
Lineage: Eukaryota; Viridiplantae; Streptophyta; Magnoliopsida; Asparagales; Orchidaceae
Product: endoglucanase 23-like
Biological process (GO): carbohydrate metabolic process
Molecular function (GO): hydrolase activity, hydrolyzing O-glycosyl compounds
Source: RefSeq, a predicted model, not a curated record